CCGGAAGUGAAUCUGAUGCUAAUUUUGAGCAUUGAGCGGUUGAGUAAAGGUCGUACGGAUGGAAUUUUCAAGCUGAAACCAGAAUGUGAAGAUGACAACAGCAGAGUUACGAUGGGACUCGAACACAAUUGCUUGAAAAUACUUUUAGUUUUGUCGCUGUUACAAUCCGUGAUAGCCUGCAGUGACCAAGCCAUUGGCCUAAGUAGCAGUGUAAUUAUCCCAGAUUAUAGAUUCUCUGCCACCACACAGUACAACUCUGAUUCCUAUGCACCCUUUAGUGCAAGACUCAACGGCCCUGGUGCCUGGGCUCCGAGAACCAACGGGAAUAGUAAUGACUUUCUCCAGAUUGAUCUCGGUUCUGUACGUCUAAUAUGUGCGAUAGCCACUCAAGGCCAUCCAAACAAUGAAUGGACAACGCAGUACAAAGUUUCUCUUUCCCUGGAUAAUAUUGUUUGGCAGAUAUUCCAGGAAGGUGGAACUGAUAGGACCUUCACAGGUAAUAGAGACACGAGCACACCAGUGAAGCACGUAUUUAAUAACCCUCCAGAGGCCAAGCUCAUAAGAUUCAUCCCUAAGGGCUAUAGCGGGUGGAAAGCUCUAAGGGUGGAGGUCUAUGGCUUCCUCAAAGAGUGCGGUGGCUCGCUUGGCAUCGAGGCUGGUUUAAUUCCUAAUGCACAAAUGAAAUCCUCAUCCAAUCAGGAUGACUCCCACAGUGCGUCCGCUGGCCGUCUGUACGGCGGCUCAUCUUGGUGUAGCGCCACCUCGUCCAGCUCGGAGUAUCUGCAAGUGGACCUGGGGCGAGUGACGAAGAUCACGGGCAUAGCAACACAGGGAUCCCCUACUGAGAACAAGUGGCUAACUAAAUACACUGCUGCUUAUAGUGACGAUGGGAGACAAUGGGCAAGGAAUGGCGAGGUCUUGUCUGGUAACACAGAUGGUAACGGUUUGCGAGUGAACUGGUUUGCACAAGCUAAGGAGACUCGCUUUGUGCGGAUUUAUCCCGAGACCUGGAGUGUCGGGGUUUGCGUUAGAGUGGAACUGCUUGGAUGUGUCUCGUGUGCGUCCCAAGCAAUCGGAGUAAGCAGCAAUAAGAUUCCAGAUAGCAGCCUCACAGCCUCCUCACAAUACGACGGCACCACUCCACCCUCCAAAGGUCGACUGUAUUCCCCUGGGGGGUCCUGGUGCGCAAGUUCCAGUGACAGCGCGCCAUACCUGCAGGUGGACAUGGGAUCUCGUCACGUGAUUUGUGGCGUGGCGACCCAGGGGGAUGCAUCCGCUGACCAGUGGGUACAGACGUAUAAGUUAAAUGGCUCUAUUAGUGGCUCUUCUUGGCUGUCUUAUCGAGAAAAUACUCUAAACAAGGUCUUCGAUGGAAAUUACGACCGAGACUCCGUUGUGCAGAGUACACUGGACGAAGGUGACGUCAUGAGAUAUGUGCGAGUGUCGCCCGUCACCCACCAAGGGAAUCGAGUAUGUCUACGGACGGAAGUUUACGCAGUACCUCAGGAUACAGUGUGCGCUCGGUCAUCUGUUGGUGUUUCUGGUACGCUUCCUGACCACCGAUUCACAGCGAGUAGUGAAUACGACGUUCGUUACAAAGCGCCUCGAGGAAGACUUGGGGGAUACCUAGGAUGGGCACCAAAAACCACAGGAGGCGGGGAAUGGCUGCAGAUCGACCUCGGUUGUGUAAAGUUCGUCUGCGCGGUGGCCACUCAAGGCAAUUCUGAGCCUAAUGAGUACACAACUGGGUACAAGCUUUCUUUUUCCGUGGACAACCGGGGAUGGGCGGAGUAUCAUGAGAAUGGUGCGGCCAAGACAUUCACCGGUAACACGGAUCAAAAUACAAUAGUCACCAAUACCCUCAGUAACCCGACCAGGGCCAAGCUCGUCAAGUUCUAUCCCACUUUAUAUCAAAAUCAUCCUGUGCUUAGGGUUGAAGUCUUCGGAAUUGCUAGUGCUUGCAGUUCACCGUUAGGAUUUGAGACUGGAGGUUUGUCCAUUGACUCACACAUGACGUCAUCAUCAAAAGUGGACGAUUCCCACGGUCCGUCCGCUGGCCGUCUGUACGGCGGCUUAUCCUGGUGUAGCGCCACGUCGUCCAGCUCGCAGUAUCUGCAGGUGGACCUGGGGCGAGUGACGAAGAUCACGGGCAUAGCGACACAGGGAUCCCCUACUGAGGAUAAGUGGGUGACGCAGUAUAGCUUGAAGUAUACGUUGGGUGGCUCCCUGUGGUUGAGUUAUAAGACAGAGCAGAAUCAAGAGAAGAUUUUGCCGGCCAACACCAACAAAGACGAUCCUGUAGUCAACUGGCUAUCUCUGCCCUUUGUCGCUUGGAGUGUGCGGAUUUUUCCACUGGCCUGGAAUACUGCAGUCUGCAUGAGAAUAGAGUUGUUUGGCUGCAGAGAAUUUCCAGUCCCUCGCAUUCAACUGAGUCCAAGCAGUUUAAACCUCACAGCAACACCGGGGCAGUCACGUGAUCUGAUCUGUAAAGUAACGGGACAACCAGUACCUCGUCAAAUCACGUGGUUUGCAAACGAGUCUGACGUCAAUCAUCUUUCAAGUGGUGUCACACAGCAAGGCAAUACGCUAACGACAACACUAUUAUUCAAUUACACGUCAGCUGAACAUGUCCUUGAUACGUACAGCUGUUCUAGACCCGCUUCCGGAACUGGACCUGUUCCCUGUACCAGUCCUCCAUAUGCAUGCGCGGCCGUUUACCAAGGUCUUGUCGUUUUCGGUUAUGCCAGAGCCACGACCGUUGUCAUGGUUACUCUAAAUUACCCAACACGACUAGCGGAACCCGUAGCUUCCAAACUAACAACAAGCUCCGCCACCAUCACUUGGAACCAGCCCCCUCUCGGUCAAGGCCAAGGAAUAGUGACAUCAUACGAGUUGCAUUAUGGGAACGCGUCUUUUAGCCAAUCAGAGACGCUGCAGGGCUCUUCUCGUAGUCACGUGAUUAGCGGUCUGCAAGUGUAUAGUAAUUACAGCGCCAAGAUCCGCGCGAUCAGCCGAGUAGGUAUUGGGGCCUGGAGCGAAUACCUUAAAUUUACGACGGAUUCCUCGCUUCCUGGUGGUGCUCCAAGCCUCGUGUCCGUUGUCGCCAUGACGUCAAAGAGUAUGCAAGUCACGUGGAAACGCCCUUCACUUAUAAAUGGACCGUUGCUAGGUUACAAGAUAUCUUACACGCGCCUGCCAAUCAUGGAAUGGGCGGAGAAAACUCUCCCGGGCCCGGUGACUAGUGACGUCAUAGACGGUCUGGCCAAGUGGUCAUCCUACAAGGUCCAAGUGCGUGUAUAUAACGACAAGGGGGACGGUCCCCUUAGCAACGAGCUGAUUGUGCGCACCAAGGAGGACGCUCCGAGCCAACCACCAGGUUCAGUAAAGGUCAUUGCCACGUCAUCCAAAAGCGUGCGCAUAUCUUGGUCGCUACCGCCGCUGGACAGUAUUCACGGUAUCGUCAGAAGUUUUUUAAUCGUAUACAACAGAACAGACCGCUCAGCCCACUACUCGCAAAGAAUCACGGGAAACUCCACGCUUUUCGCAUCGUUUGACAGCCUUGCCAUCUACACUGAGUACUCAUUCCAGGUCCUCGCGGUCACGGUGGCAGAUGGUCCGCUCAGCAGUCCCGAGACAGUACGCACCGCCCCUGAUGCGCCCACGGCACCACAAAACCUUCUGCUCUCUGUGACUGGCCCCACCUGUCCUACUCCCCCACGGGUUACACUCCAGUGGGACCCCCCUGCGGAGAUAAAUGACGCCAGAAUCAAAUACUACACGGUGACCCAUCGCAACGCCGAACAGCCCGCCGCCAAGACUGUUAAUGUCACUAUGACGUCAUACCCUAUUACCGUCAUGGGAGGGGUGCGGUAUGCGUUCUCUGUGGUCGCUGUGACGGUACUGCCUGGACCUAGUACACCAACCAAGGCAGUAGAUGUACCGGUGUAUGCCCCAUGUUGCAGUCCGAGUAGUGUAUUGACUCUUGAGCUCAAUGCCACCACUUUCCAGCUUUCCUGGCCAGAGAUCCCCAGGUCGUGCUCAAACGGGCCCAUAACCAGUUACAAGGUCCGCCUUACGCUCGUCAAACAAGGACGCCAGGUGCGUACCGUCCGGGGCAUCAGCUCUGAGAUCGUGCGAGUGGUCCCAGGAUCGCAGACGAGUGUCAUUGUUAGCGGUUUACACGCAUGCGCGGAGUACAGCAUCUCCGUCCGCGGGAACACGUCAGCGGGAGGCGGGCCAUUCUCGUCUCCUACCGCACUACAGACAUCACCGCCUGGGGCUCCCCGCAGCCUCAAACUGAUAUCCGCCGAUAAAAGGGAAGUCUGUUUAAAGUGGGUAAUGCCGACAGACGAGAAGGUGGAAAAGUACUAUAUAUCUUAUUCUGGCCUCAAGACAUACGACCCCUCAUUCUCUGUGUCCAAACGCGCGGAGUUCAAUGGCCCGUCGGUCAGCGGUUGUGUCCAGGGGCUCACGCCAGGCACGGUGUAUGGUCUGACCGUGUCGGCGAAGACGGCAUGUGGUCAUGGGCCCGAGAGCAGCCGUGUCGCCGCGAGUACAGAUAUCGACGCUCCGCCGCAGCCCAGCGUGCCGCAGAUUCAGGAAGUCGUCAGCUCAGAUGGCGCGCCUAAUAUCACGCUUAUACCCUCGUCAGACAUCAACGGGCAAAUCAGUAUAUAUGAAAUCAUCGUGCACCAAUCAGGGAGCGACCUUCCAGACGACUUUGCUCAACUUCUUACAAACUUCACUCGUGCCAAGUCGCAAGGUCUGCAAUUCUACGUCACGGCCAACCUGAAAGAAAUUUCCGAGCCCGCGAUGAACUUUACAGUGGGCGAUGCAAAGAUGUAUGGAGACUACCGAAAUGUUCCCCUAGAGGGGGGUCUGGACUAUAAUGUGUACAUCCGGGCUAUUGCAGAAAGUCCAUCAAAAUCCAUGGCAGGAGAUCCUUACAAGGUCGCCAAAAUAUCCGUUCUCGUCGCAGGAGCCGGGACGCAGGAGCCGAGCCGAGAGGGCAAAGGCGGAGUCGUUGCCAUGGCAGUGGGCGUCGUAGUUGGCUUGCUUGUUGUCAUGGCAGCGCUACUAGUUGGGAUCUUCAUUUGGAGAAGGCGGAUCCCAAAUAAAGGUCAAGAAAACCGGGCUGGGAAGUCUGAGGAAGAUGGUGUGACUAUGAGCAACCUAAGCGAGGCAAACAAGUCCUUCACGCCGAGUGACGAGGAGUUCGCCGAGAGCGGGACCCCUGUAGUGGUCAAGCCUGAAGAUAAUGGAAACAUCGAGGAGCCGUUGUACGAGAACACAGAGGGGCAGCCACGCCCUGUACCCAUCAGCCAGUUCAGCGAUCACGUCCAUCGUCUCAAGGCCAAGGGCAGGUUCAAAGAGGAAUUCCAGACUCUGCCGAGUGGUCAACAGUUCACAUGGGAAGUGGCGCGAAGGCGAGAUAACAAGAAAAGAAACCGCUAUGCGAAUAUCAUAGCAUAUGAUCACUCUCGCGUCCGUCUCCGAGACAAUCAGGAAUCGGACUAUAUCAACGCAUCUUAUCUACACGGUUAUGAUGGGACACCAAGAGCGUAUAUUGCAUCGCAAGGACCUCUGCCUGUUACCGUUGCCGACUUCUGGCAACUCGUCUGGCAAGAACAAGUAACGACCAUCGUAAUGCUCACAAACAUAGUCGAAGUUGGCAAGACCAAGUGCCAUAGGUACUGGCCGGAGGGAAAAGCUCGACAUGGCGAGUUUGACAUCAGUCUCCACCGCGAGGAAGUCUUUGCUGAUUACGUUGUGCGGACAUUUAUUAUCAAGAAGGACGAGGGACAGAGCCGGCAGGUGGUCCAGUUCCAGUACACCUCGUGGCCAGACAAGGGCGUGCCCCGACACGCGACCUCGGUCCUAGGCUUCCGUCGAAAGGUUCGCGCGCAUUACACGUCACGCAACGGCCAGGUCCCCAUGCUGGUUCACUGCAGUGCUGGCGUUGGUAGGACCGGUGCUUUUAUUGCAAUCGACGCCAUGUUAGAACGCGCAAAGAAAGAAAAAACCGUGGAUAUCCACAACUAUGUGAACGUUAUGAGAAACAACAGGUGUACCAUGAUACAAACAGAGGACCAGUACGCUUUUGUACACUUUGCCGUACUCGAGGCGCUCACAUGUGGGAACACAGAAAUCGAGGCAGGGAACCUACAAAUUGCCAUGCGCAAACGAGCGGCUGUCAAGCCUACACAGAAUCUGUCAGGAUAUGCUCUGGAAUAUCAGCGUCUGUUGGCGGUUAGCUCUCAAAUCGAGGAUGAAAACAGCAAAGUCGGUCGCGCAGACUACAACAUAAAAAAGAACAGAUAUCCCUCUGUCGUCCCAUUGGAUAGCAGUCGUGUCGUUCUAUCAGUUGACGGGGGAGACUACAUUAACGCCUCAUUUGCAGAUGCAUUUAGAAAGCGCAACGCGUUCAUCCUGACCCAGGCCCCUCUCGAACACACAAUGGCCGAGUUCUGGCACAUGAUUUGCCAGUACAAGAUCGGCACCAUCGUCAUGCUGAACAACUUGCAGGAAGAUACUCUGACGUAUCCCCAGUACUGGCCUUCAAAAGGAAGCGAGACUUACGAUCACCUGAAUGUUCGCCUAAUGUCACGUGAGAAGCAAGGCAAGCUCAUCUCGCGAAAGCUGGCCAUCGGUCAGAAGGGCGUUGAAGGUGAACACGAGGUCGUCCACAUACAACAUAUCGAGUGGCCAGACAAGUGCGCACCUGUCAAUCACCAGAGUGUACUCGACCUGGUGAGCUGGGUACAACUGUCCCAGCAGCAAUGCGGUGACAAAGCCAUUGUUGUACAGUGCAGUAAUGGCGUCGGCCGUAGCGGCACGUUCUGUGCGAUCUAUUCGUUGCUGGAGCGCAUUAAAGCGGAGCAAGUUGUUGACGUCUUCCAGACAGUCAAGGUCCUUCGGCUGGGAAGGCCUGGGGCGGUGGAGACAUUGACUCAGUACAUCUACUGCUACCAGAUGGUCCAGCGAUACCUUGACUCGUUCAGUGAUUACGCAAACUUUAGCGAGGUUUAAAAAGACUCGCUGUCACACAUCACGCCAGAUAUAGAGAAAGAAGAAAGUGCUACAAACAAAGAGAACUAUAUUUUAUAGCAGAAACAUUUUGCAUACUAAAUUAGAGUUUAUAUAGAUUUUAUAUAAUCUUCUGAUAAAGAAACAUUUUUUUA
Molecule: messenger RNA, 7181 nt
Organism: Nematostella vectensis (starlet sea anemone)
Lineage: Eukaryota; Metazoa; Cnidaria; Anthozoa; Actiniaria; Edwardsiidae
Product: receptor-type tyrosine-protein phosphatase T
Exons: 42
Coding region: 16-7029 (2337 amino acids)
Biological process (GO): protein dephosphorylation
Molecular function (GO): protein tyrosine phosphatase activity; protein binding
Source: RefSeq, a predicted model, not a curated record